AUGACGGAGAGCUCGCCGGAGCCACUAGACGAUCUCUACGAAGAGCAGCGUGUUCGACGUCCCGUUGUUCGAUGGCAAAGCAUGAGGGAAGAGGGGGACUUUGGCGGAUUGCAUCGAUCAGACACGAAUCCCUCUUUGAAGACGGGAAGGCGUCAGCGUGGAAGGCGUCGGAAUAAUAAUGAUGAGGAUGGCGACUCGCUUCAUACCAGUUUUCUAAGAGUUCCUGUUGGAUUGUCUGGGAGAAGUUCUCCUUCCGUCGCCUCAAUAGGGAGUGAACCUGAAUCUUGUAUUGAUGAAACUCGGUACAUGACGGAUGAUGAUGAAAUGAUAGGUUGGUCAACUGAAAAAUAA
This is a messenger RNA of Caenorhabditis bovis, 351 nucleotides long. The record is from the annotation of a GenBank genome assembly. Lineage: Eukaryota; Metazoa; Nematoda; Chromadorea; Rhabditida; Rhabditidae.